This is a messenger RNA of Calypte anna (Anna's hummingbird), 2437 nucleotides long. It is a transcript of the gene PSTPIP2, whose product is annotated as proline-serine-threonine phosphatase interacting protein 2. Gene Ontology annotation, biological process: actin filament polymerization. Gene Ontology annotation, molecular function: actin filament binding. Gene Ontology annotation, cellular component: plasma membrane; actin filament; cytoplasm. The transcript is spliced from 14 exons. The record is from RefSeq and is a predicted model, not a curated record. Lineage: Eukaryota; Metazoa; Chordata; Aves; Apodiformes; Trochilidae. The coding region runs from base 35 to 1282 and encodes 415 amino acids.
UGCUGGAGCUCCGGAUCGCAGCGGUGGCAGCAGGAUGCGGGAGGCGAGGUUCAGGGACCACUUCUGGAGCACGGAUCUGACGAGCACAGUUGGCUAUGACAGCAUCAUCCAACAUCUGAAUGAUGGCAGGAAGAACUGCAAAGAGUUUGAAGACUUUCUGAAGGAAAGGGCAAUUAUAGAAGAAAAAUAUGGCAAAGAGCUCAUUAACUUGUCAAAGAAGAAGCCUUGUGGGCAGACAGAGCUGAACACGCUGAAGAGAUCCCUGGAUGUUUUCAAGCAACAGGUAGACAAUGUGGGACAAGGUCACAUCCAGCUGGCACAAACCCUUCGGGAGGAGGCGAAGAAAAUGGAGGAAUUCAGGGAAAAGCAGAAACUGCAUCGGAAGAAGAUAGAGCUGAUAAUGGAUGCAAUUCACAAAAACAGGAAUUUGCAGUACAAGAAGACCAUGGAGGCCAAGAGGCUCUACGAGCAGCGCUGCAGGGAUAAGGAUGAGGCAGAACAGGCUGUGCACCGCAACGCAAACCUGGUGACACAGAAGCAGCAGGAGAAGCUGUUCCUGAAGCUGGCUCAGACAAAAUCAGCUCUGGAGGACUCUGACAGAAGUUACCAGCAGAAUGUUACCACACUGGAGAAGAUUCGUGAAGAAUGGCAGAAAGAGCACAUCAAAGCUUGUGAGUUCUUCGAGACUCAGGAGUGUGAACGGAUCAGCUACUUCCGUAAUGCCCUCUGGCUUCAUGUCAACCAGCUCUCCCAGGACUGUGUCCAGAAUGAUGAGAAAUACGAGGAGAUCCGCAAGAGCUUAGAAAUGUGCAGCAUUGAGAAGGAUAUUGAUUUUUUCGUAAAUUUACGCAAGACUGGAAAUUUGGCCCCAGCUCCUGUUGUCUAUGAAAACUACUAUAAUGCAGAGAGAAACGUGGCUCCUGCGAGAAGUCCAGUUCCUGUGCCCAUAUCAAGGAGGGGACCUCUACCCACCCCAACCAGUGCACCAGGCAGAAGACACCAGUUGGCCUGCCUGGCAGAAGGUGGUGUUUCCAGUUAUUCCCAGCCACACAGAGCUGAAGUGCUUCUUCUCCAUUUUAAGAAAGAAAUUCGAGGAUUCUCCAGUUUAAGAAAGAGUUCUGAUAAUUAUUUGUACAUUCAGAAAAUGCCUGCUAAAAAAAUCUGUGCCUUUGAUCAGCAAACUCCUUGGAUGGAUUUUGCAUCUUCACGCUCAGGGGAAGGAAAGGAAUACAAGCAGUGGACCUGGACUCAGAUUCUGUGCCAGAAGAAGAUUCUGAUUUGAAGUUCUUCUGAAGUGCAGCCAUCUGGGGGAGGCUGGAGCCUGCCGUGCUACACAUUCACUAGAGAAGUCAUAUGUGAUGCUUUGGGCAUGCUGGCUUGUGCCCAGGGCAUGCAGAUCCCACUCCAAGUCUCAGGUGAAACUUGUGCCUGAUUAAGUCUUUUAUUAAUGGUGAUUAAACUCGUAAUUUAGAUUUACUUUAGGACAUGUCUCUCAGGGAGCUUCCUUAGAGGAGCACCGUGGGUCUGGCUUAGCUGUGGAUGGUGCUCCUGGCUGAAGUGUCAGCCCACUGGAAGGGGAUUUGCAUUUUGCCUGGUGCAGAAACCUCAUGGGAGGCUGUGCCACCACAAACCUUCUGGGAAGUCAUCCUGGGAAGUGCUGCUGAGGGUCUGGAGGAGGUCAGGCAGCACUUCCAACCACCUCUCCAAUCAGGGGCUUGGAGUUUUUUAGGCUCAUGGUAGAGUUUGUCCUGGAACACAUUGCCUAGAGAAGUUGUAGGUCCCCCAUCACUGGAAGUGCUCUAGGAGAGGUUAGACAGGGCUUUGAGCAACCUGAUCUUGCAUAAAAUGUCCCUGGUAUGUUCUGGAGACCCCUAUUUGAUGAGCCUCUGGGGAUGGUUAAACUUUGGGCUUGUUCUGGCUGUGCACCACUGGAAACAAAGUUAGCUACUAAGGUUGGGUUGGAGCCCUGAAACUUGGUUUUCUGACCAGGUCUCCUCAAAGUUUGUGCCCUUCUUGCUACUGUAUAGAUGACUGUGACUUUGAUUCAGAGCCUCAGGGCUGCUGUUUCCUCUGCAGCCCCUGUCUGCAGUGUUGCAUGGCAGCUCCUCAGUGCUUUACAACACUGGACCCAGGGGCAGAGGACAUGGGGAUUAACACAGAAUUUAGCUGUCUAAACCUGGUGCCAGGUGACUAACUCUGGGGCAAAAGGAGUUGCUAGUUGUAUCAUGUUCUUCAUCAAGCUGAAUCUGCAUUACUUCAGUGUGUGCCUAUGCCCACUGGUCUCUGGGGAUUUUACUGUGUUUUCUUGCGUGGAGAAGAUCACAGUGUGCUUCAAGUUUCUGUCCUGCUGCAUGAGAAUGAACUCUGUGAGGUGCCCGUGUCAAAGAAUCAGUUGUCCUAUUUUGGUUUUGAAAGACAAAUACUCUUCUGAAGGAUC